Chlamydomonas reinhardtii is the source of this 5427-nucleotide messenger RNA. RefSeq lists its product as uncharacterized. Lineage: Eukaryota; Viridiplantae; Chlorophyta; Chlorophyceae; Chlamydomonadales; Chlamydomonadaceae. The coding region runs from base 302 to 4417 and encodes 1371 amino acids. Gene Ontology annotation, molecular function: chromatin DNA binding. Gene Ontology annotation, cellular component: nucleus. The record is from RefSeq and is a predicted model, not a curated record. The transcript has 16 exons.
GUUAUCGAGGAACUAUGCAGCGAUGGGCGGGAACUCCAUUUGGCGGGUAAAAACAAUGCCGGCAACUAAGCUGACAUCAAGAGCCACACAAAGCGUAGGCAACAGUAAAAGACAAGUUGUACAGUAUACAGCCAAGCUGCACUGCACGGUGCAAACCUUGUGUCAAAACCUCGCUUAACCUUCCGCUUCCACGUUCCGCUUCUGUGCGGCGUGCGUCAAAGUUGGCCCCCGGAUGUAUCGUGAUUAUUUUUAAUAUGUCCUAGCUUCAAUUGGCUCAGCUCAAGGCGCGCUGAGCGGGAAAAUGGUGCACGGGGCAGGCGCAGACGCUGCCGUCUCGCUUAAGCGCUUGCACCUGUUCACCCACCCUUCACUCCUGUAUGGAGUUAUAGAUAAAACCCGUCCGGCACGCUUCCUUCAGCGCAACCUCAGCUACGCGCUCUCUAGGAAGCAUGCGGUCGAGGCCACAGGGUCGGAGCUGCGUGUGCGGCUAGACGGACUGGCUGUGUCCGGCAAGGGGGUACCGCAGCAGGUGACGCUGUUGGUGGUGCUGGCGGAGGCGGCGAGCACUGGACGGGACUUCAAGCCGGUUCGAGCCGCCGCGGUCGCACUCGACACCGGCGUGCCCCAGCCAGGCAGCGGCGGCGACGGCUCCGGGAAUGGCGCGCACCAGGAGGGGGAGGAGGAGGGGUGCGAGGGUGGCACGGGCGGCACGGGGGGCGCAGUGCGCGAGCCGCGGCCCCGCACGGUGUGCCUGCCGCUGCCGAAGCGGCCGCUCACCAGGCCGGUGCUGCUGCUGCUCGCGUCAGACCACCACCCACAGCUGCAGGGGCUACAGCCCGAGUCUCGGGUGGCGCGCCUUGUGAACACGGACCUGCGCCCGACCAACCGCAAGUUGCUGGGGCUACUGUCGGACCCCUGCAUUGCCUGGGCCGCGCUACAGCCGCUGGACGGCGUGCUCGGCGCCGCGGAGGGCGCCGCUACAGCCGCUGCGGCGACAAACGGUGGCAGUAGCAGCGCCGACGAGGACGAGCGUGGAAGGAAGCGGAGGCAGGAGGGCGCGGGGGCUGUGGGCGAGCUGCAGCUGCAGCGCUGCCGCCUCACAAGGUCCACGUGCAGCUUGUCGGGGGGAGCAGGGCGCACGUUGACCACCCACCUGCUCAAUGUAGACCGCAGCCUGUCUUCGGCAGGGCAGCAGCAGAAGCAGGCUGAGCAGGGGGAGGGACGCGGUCGGGCCAAGCGCAGCAUGCGCAGCUCGAAGGACGGCGGCGCGGCGGCAGCGGGGGAGGGGGCGGCCCCAACGCUGCCGCCGGCGGCGGACGGCCAGGCGGCGGUGGUGGAAUCAUUUGCGGUGUGCGUGCGGGAGCUGCGCACCGUGAUGAUGCCCCCCGCCUCUGGCGCUGCAGCGGCGGCCGCAGCAGCUGCGCAUCAGGAAUCGCCUGAUGCCGACGAGGGCUCUGUGGUGGAGUUCCGGUACGUGUUCGACGAUGCGUCAUGGGCGGCGGCGGCGGCGGAAGCGGGCCUGGCCGACGGCGACGCUGCCUGGGCAACCGGAGAUGCCCUGAAGGGCAUGGGCACGGCGGCGGCGGCGGCAGCUGCGGCGGCGGCUAACGCAACCGGAAGCGGUGGUGAUGGCGCCGGCGGCGUCUCCGCACGUGCGGACUGGAUGCAGGAGCAGCUCGCGAACAUCGCGGCGAAGGAGGCGGCGGCGAAGGAGGCGGCUGCUGCGGCUGCUGUAGAGGCGGCGGAGGCAAAGGAGGCGGACCAGCACCAGGGCCGCAAGAAGGGCGGGCGGGGCGGCGCGGUGAAGCAGGGCAAGGAGCAGACGCAGGCGACUGCCGCGGCCCCCGCCGCAGUGCCCUUUAAGGAGCGCUUCUUCAGUGAGGAGCUCCGCAUCGGCCCGGGCGGCGCGUGCAGGUGCCUCAUGUGCCCCGUUGUGUGCGCCGGCUUCAAGGGCCUAGCAGCGCACCUACCCGCAAGCCACGGCCUCUACCGAUACAUAUGCACCCCGGCGGCGCCCGCGGAGCCGCCGCAAUCAGCGCUGACGGCGGAGGGCGGCGGCGGCAGCAGCAGGCGUGGGCAUGGGGCGGCCAAGGGAGGUGCCGUCGGCAUGGACGGCGGCGCCGGCGAUGCAGCGCCGGCAAAGGAGCGGCGGCAUGUGGUGGAGGUGCGGCUGCCGGCCGAGGCCGUGGACUUUGCUCGGCGCGACCUGAAGGCAGCUGUGGAGGACGUGCUGGUGCUGGCGGCGCUGCCCUCGGCCGACACCUCGCCCGGGGCCGAGCCCUCGCCCCGGGCAGAGACGGCGGCCGUGCCGCCCGUCCAGCAGCGCCUGUCCUGGCGGUACGUGCGGCGCGCGGGCAUGCGCGGCCCGGUGCUCAUGCGAGGCAUCCUGUCGCGUCAGGUGGCGGCGCGCCUGGGCAUCCCGGACAGCGCCUCCGGCUCUGAGUCGGACUCUGGUGCAGGCUCGGAUUCGCAGCAGAGCGACGAUGACGUUGUGAUUCUGGAUGAUGAGAUGGAGGUGGAGGGAGAGGAAGCUGGGGCAGCCGGGAAGAAGGGCAAAGGCAAGGAGAAGCAGGGGCGCAGGGGCGCGGCGGAGAAGCCGCCGGGCAAGGCACAGCCGGACCUGAAGGCAUCGCGCGGCCGGCAGGCUGCGAAGAAGGUGGCGGAGCCGCCGGCAGCUGCCGGCGCCAAGGCUGCUGCUGCUGCCGCUGUGGAGGAGGGAGCGACUGCUACUGCCGCUGGUGCUGGAGAUGGUGCUACUGCCGAUGCUUGGGAGGACGGCGCGGGCCCCACGGAGCUGGUGCAGGUCACGGUGGAGGCCGUCCGCCGCACCAUUGCCGGGGAUGCAUUGAAGGCGGCAGCGGCAGGGAAAGGCGCGGACGCGGUCGCCGAGCCGGCCGUCGCCGGCACCGCUGUUGGUGGUGAGCCGCAACUGCAGCCGGCGCAGCGCCGCUCCGGCGGCGGCGCAGCUGCCCCCGCCGCUGCCCCCAGGCACCCUUCUGCGCACGUGCUGCCACCCUCGGCCCUGGCUCCGGGGAUCCACCCGCCGGGCCGGCGCUACUUUCACUGCCGCAGCGCGGUGCCCGGCCUGGCCGCCGAGAUGUUCGGGCCGUACGACAGCGAUGACGACACGGACGAUGAGGAGUGGGAGGCCGCGUUUGACCGGCAUAUGACCACAUCAAGCACACGCAUGUACACGCCGCUGAGCGACCCCGAGCGCGCCUUCUUCAAGCUGUGGAGCGCCUUCGCCCGGCGGCGGCCGCUCUACGCCGACUUCAUCACCCGCAAGAGGUGCCUGGAGUUUGCCCGCGAGCACGGCCCUCAGCUUCGAGCCGACCCGGGCCUGCGCUCGGCGCUGGCGCUGCACCUGCUGCUCCUGCGCGAGAUGAACCUGGUGGACCCGCGGCUCAUAGCACGCUGCCUGCAGGUGGCGGACGGCAGCAUCGCGCCCACACCCGAGGAGGAUGAGCGCUUCCUUGCCAUCCGCGUCAGCGGCCCCGGCAGCCGCGCCGCCAGCGCCGCCGUGGUGGCCGCCGCCACCGGUGCCGGCGGCGUCGCUCCAGGCGCUGGCAACCUCGGUGACGAUGACGACCGCCGCCCGCCGGGCGCCGGCAGCGGCACCGGCGCGCGCCGUGGUGGCGGCGGCAGCGGGCCGGGCGGCGCCGGUGGCGCCGCGGACCCCGACGCUGGCAGCGGCAGUGGCGACGACGACGAUGGCGGCGAGGCCUCCGGCGAUGGGGAGUAUGAGGAUGAGGACGGGGAAGACGACGCGAUGGAGGAGGCGGAAGAGGUGGCGGCGGCGGCGGAGGCAACGCGCGGCCACAAGCGUGGCGACUCGCUCCGUGGCGCUGCGCCGCGCGGGCAGCCGCCCGGCCCGCGUCAGCGGCGCGGUGGCGGUAGCGGCGGAGGCGCCAGCAGCAACAGCGCUCCGGAAGGACCGGCGCGCAAGACGCCGGCUGCAGGCGCCCGCGGCGCUGCGGCAGGAGCAGGAGCCGCGGCGGCAGCGGGCGUUGCUGCGGCGGCGUUGGACGGGGCUUCGGUCGAGGCCGAGUCACCUGUAACAAUGGAGGGUGUGGAGGGGCCAGCGCGGCACGGCAACCGCGAUGGCGGCGCCAAGAAGGCUCAGCUCCAGCCCCCUCAGAAGCCGCAGGCACAGCAGCCACAGCAGCGUCAGUUGGAGGAGGAGGCUGCCGUGACGUCGGGGCCAGCUGCUCACUUGAAGGCAGGUCCGGCUUUGACUCUGGCCAGGCGCACCAAGCUGGCGGCAGCGGCGGCGGCGCCGCUGCCGCCGCGGCCCCUGCAGGGCCGGCACGCCCCAGUUGCAGUGUCGGGCAAGGGAGGGGCGGCGGCGGCAUUGUCCAGCGGCGUGGCGGCGGCGGGAGGGAAGGAGAAUGUCGGCGCUGCGAGCGGCCGGCGUUAGCGUGUGUUGACGUGUUAUGGUGUUGUGCUGCUGGUGGAAAACCCAUACCGCUACGCAGUAAUAACCGGAGGGCCCCCCUCCGGCGCUCGAUGCGACCGCAAUGGCUUCUGCCCGUCCCCCUUCGGGGGAAGGGGCAAGCCAACAGGCGGCGGGUGACGCAUCAUGCCAAGCCAGCGGCUCUCAGGGUGUAUGCAUCAAGGGCGGGUUGUGAGACAGCAGGCAGGCAGGCGGGCAGGCAUGGUAGUAUGAGGGCCGUAAACACGGCUAAUACCGUACUGUAGGGCAGGGGCUGUCGGUUUGGCCUCGUGUCGGGUCAGGACUGUGAUGCCAGCUACUACUUGUAGAUAGGGGCUAGGUGCACAGCCCAGUGCACCCGGCGUCUUGCGGGGGCGUUCAGUGAUUUGCCGGUACAGGUAGACUCUGUUGCAGGUGUGGCCAUUGACUUGAUGUGCAGACGGAGCCCCUUAGUGACAGCGGUGACAGGGGCGGCCGAGUCGGUUGUCGGCGUUGUGCAAGCAGCGACGAAGGCAUCAUGCGCGACAACACGAGUGAGCCUGGGCGCAGUCGCAUGAGGUGAUAGCAAGGAUAUGCGUGCGUGUCCAGUGGACCGCGCUGUUAGGACACUGAUGCACUAGCGUAAUGACAUGCAGUGUGGGCCAUUUGUGGCAUAGGGGCGUGGUUCGAGGCAUCGGAAGGUUGAAGUCGAGCGGGCGCUCCGUCAUGUGCUUUAGGGAGCUGUUGGGUUCGUCCGUAGACGGUACUCGCCGUUGCGACUACGGUUGCGCUGUAGGCGCUGCACGGGGGAUUCCAAUCACGCGGUCCGGCCUCCGUCCGGUGGCCUGUUCGGAGCUAGCCGGCUUACACCGUUGCGGUUGUCGCCUGCUCUAGGCGUAGACCCAACACACUGUUGCUUCGUGUGGGAACACGGGAAGCGCAAAGAGAGACUCGGAUGCCCCCGGUCGGCUGGACAGUGACCGACUACCGUCCACGGUCUGUAAUUAGCCACUUGU